Messenger RNA from Prinia subflava (tawny-flanked prinia), 5145 nucleotides. It is a transcript of the gene ADAMTS13, whose product is annotated as ADAM metallopeptidase with thrombospondin type 1 motif 13. The transcript has 29 exons. The coding region runs from base 223 to 4443 and encodes 1406 amino acids. Gene Ontology annotation, molecular function: metalloendopeptidase activity. The record is from RefSeq and is a predicted model, not a curated record. Gene Ontology annotation, biological process: proteolysis; extracellular matrix organization. Lineage: Eukaryota; Metazoa; Chordata; Aves; Passeriformes; Cisticolidae. Gene Ontology annotation, cellular component: extracellular matrix.
GGGUGACCCUCACUCACUCCCCUCACGGGUGUGUCCCCAGGGCCACACGGCCCCCGAGCCGCCCCUUGGCCCGCCGGGGCUGGCGCUCAUCUGCAGGAGCCGCGGGCAUUGCGCAAGGGUGGCCGCGCUCCAGCGCGACCCCCCGCGCCCCCGCUCCGAGCGUGUUUGCUCAGAGCGUGUUUGCCCAAAGGCUGGAAUUGCUCUUCCCUUCCGCUCCACGUGAUGCCCCGGGCCCAAAACUCCUUCUGCUGGUCCGGCAUGGGGCUGAGCUGGGCGCUGCGGGCGCUCGCCGUGCUGCCGCUGGGGCUGUGCUGGCUCCCCGAGAAAUUCCUCGGCUCUUUGGAUGCGGAGGAUGUUUUGUCUUACUUUGGAAGCAGCUCAGUGAUUGAUGUACCUGAGUUUGUUGUGGCUGAGCCAACUUGUCCUUGUAAAGAAGAACAUUUUGGGCUGAGGCGCUGUCGGGUCCAGCACUGCUCCAUCCAGGCCUGGGGCCAGCUCUAUGCCUUUGAAUUCCUGGAGGACCACGCCCUCCUUUCCUCCUCCUUUGUGAGCAGCCAGGUGGUGAACUCCUCCUUGAUUUUACUGAAGAGAUUCCCAGGGAACUGCUUUGCAGGUGGAAAGGCCCUGCAGCCUCCUGGGGCCAGGAGCAGAGUCACUUAUUGUGAAGGGCAGCUGCAAGGAGUCGUCACCGUGGGUGAGGAGAAGAUUCACAUCAGGCCAGUGAGGAGCAAAGAUGUAGCUCUGCUGAAGGACCUCGGCUUCUCCAGCCCCCACAUCCUCUUCAAAAGUCCUGCAGGAGAGGCAGAGCCAGCCAGAGCAGGGCGGGCUCCUCCUCGCCUGCACAAGAGGGCUGAGGCAGCUGUCAAACAUCUGGAGCUGAUGGUGGUGGCAGGGCCAGAUGUUUACUUGUACCACCAGGAGGACACGGAGCGCUACGUCCUGGCCAACCUGAACAUUGGAGCAGAGCUGCUCAGAGAUGCCUCACUGGGGGCUCAUUUCAGAGUUCACCUCAUGCAGAUGCUGGUUUUGAGAGAGCCAGAGGCAGAGGUGAACAUCACCACCAACAUCACCUCCUCCCUCAUCAGUGUCUGUGAGUGGAGCAAGAAGGUGAACCCCCAGAACGACUCUGACCCCCAGCAUGCUGACAUUGUCCUCUACAUCACCAGGUUUGACCUGGAGUUGCCUGAUGGGAACAAGGAGCUUCGUGGAGUGACCCAGUUAGGGGGAGUCUGCUCCUCCUCCUGGAGCUGUGUCAUUACCCAGGACACUGGCUUUGACCUCGGAGUCACCAUAGCCCAUGAGAUUGGGCACAGCCUUGGCAUUGCCCACGAUGGAGAGGGGAAUCUGUGCAGCAGCAGUGGCCACAUCAUGGGCUCAGCAGGAAACCACAACAGCAUCGACCUCACCUGGUCCCCGUGCAGUCGGGAGCAGUUCCUGACCCUUGUCAGUACAGGCCAGACAAGCUGCUUGAAUGACCUGCCGGACAUGGACGGCAGCAUCCCGGGGUGGAAGCCUGGCUUGUACUACGGAGCAGAUGAGCAGUGUAAAAUUGCCUUUGGGAGCGUGGCCACAGCUUGCACCUUUGCUGACAGCAGUGUUGACAUCUGUAAAGUUCUCUCCUGCCAUGUGCAACCAGCAGACAAAUCCAGCUGUACUCGGCUUCUGGUUCCCCUCCUGGAUGGAACUGAGUGUGGGAUCAACAAGUGGUGCUCCAAGGGUCAGUGCAGCUCUCUGGAGGAGCUGAACCCCCUGGCUGUGGUCCACGGGCACUGGUCAGCCUGGAGCCCCCUCUCCCCCUGCUCCCGCAGCUGCGGCGGGGGGGUGGUGCUGAGGCAGCGCUUCUGCAACAACCCCAGGCCUGCUUUUGGAGGGCAGCAGUGCCACGGCGCCAGCGUGCAAGCAGAGCUGUGCAAUACACAGGCCUGUCUGACGACCCAGCAAGACUUCAUGGCUGAACAAUGUGCAGCAACAAAUUUAAAGCCACUCUACCUUGAUGUAGAAACGCCGUCCUUUUAUAGCUGGACCUCCGCUGUUGGCUUUGCCAAAGGGGACCUGCUCUGCAAGCACAUGUGCAGGGCUGUGGGCAAGGAGUUCAUGGUGAGCCGCGGGGACAAUUUCCUGGAUGGAACCAGGUGUGAGCAGGAUGGCACGGAGCACCACGGGGAUCUGCACCUGUGUGUGAUGGGGAGAUGCACAGCAUUCGGGUGUGAUGGCCAGAUGGGCUCCAGGAAGUCCAUGGAUCCCUGCAAGGUCUGUGGGGGUGAUAACUCCACCUGCACCAGAGUGAGUGGAUCCUACACAGAAGGGAAAGCUAAAGAGUAUGUGACAUUUCUGUCCCUGCCCUACAACACCACCUCGGUCCGUGUCACCAACAGGAGGCCUCUCUUCACACACCUGGCUGUCAAGGUUAAAGGAGAGUACGUGGUGGCUGGAAAAGGAAAAAUCUCACUGAAUGUCACCUACCCGUCAGCUCUGGAGGACAAGCAGAUCAAAUACCAAGUGUUUCUCACCCAGGACAACCUGCCAAGCCUGGAGGAAAUCCACGUGGAUGGGCCAACACAGGAAGAAAUUGAAAUACAGGUCUACAGGAGGUACACAAAAGAAUAUGGCAAUGCCACCAACCCAGACAUCACCUUCAGCUACUUUGUCCCCAGGGAGAACCUGACCUACCUGUGGAUUCCUCAGCAGGGCCCGUGCUCAGUCACCUGUGGGGAAGGGGUGCAGCCAGUGGCUCACGUGUGCUUUGAUCAGGCCAGGAAUGAGGUCACAGAGGAUCAGUGGUGCCUGGAGCUGCCACAGCCCCUCCCAGGGCACAGACCCUGUGCCAUGGAGCCGUGCCUCUACAGGUGGAAGAUGUCCCAGAGAGGUGAAUGCUCUGCUGUGUGUGGGACUGGAGUUGCCCAGCAGAACCUGACCUGUGUGCAGUUCCGUGCUGGCCUGGAGACGGUGGUGGAUGCCAGCCUGUGCCCAGCAGAGGAAAAACCCCCCUCCCUUGUGCCAUGUGUGGUCAACGUCUGCCCUUUGGGCUGGGACAGAGAGGAAGAUUCACACUUACUUCAGCCUCUGGAGUCACUUGGGCAUGUCCAGCUGGAGAAUCAGACUGUGUAUGUGUGGAGCCCUGUAGCUGGGGAGUGUUCUGUCUCCUGUGGCAGAGGUAAGACUCAGCUGCACUAUGUGUGUGUGGCCUUUGACACCAAAGAAGAAACCCAGGAGGAAAACUGUCAGCCAGUGCCAAAGCCAGAGAGCAGGGUGGAAGUCUGUGAUCUCAACCCCUGCCCACCGAGGUGGAAGGUAACCCCAGCUGGGCCCUGCUCCUCCAGCUGUGGGCUGGGCUUAGCAGCACAGCUGGUCACCUGUGUGCAGAUCCUCCACGGCCAGGAGGUCUUGCAGGAGGAACAUUUGUGCCCUGUGGCAGAGAAGCCCCUCACCAGUGUCCCCUGUGUCAUCCGAACGUGCUCGUACGAGUGGAGCUUCAGCGAGUGGUCAGAGUGUUCCACAUCCUGUGGGAAUGGCAUCCAGACCAGGCAGGAUUUCUGCCUCAGCUCCCUGACCCACAAGCCCGUGAACCCCCUUUUCUGCCGGCGCUUCCCCAAGGCCAUCGUGGUGCGCGGCUGCUCCGCAGGGCCCUGUCCUGAGCAGGAGGGGACCCUGUCCCCUGGGGCAGUGACAGCAGCCACACACCUGACAACAGCCACAGCUGCCACAGAGCACAGGCACAAGGACCUGGAUGUGCCCCUGUCUGCUGGGCCCCGGGAGCAGACAAAGCUCGAUGGAGGUGUGUGUGGAAACCUCUUUCUCACUGCCACUGGCAUCAUCAACAUGACGGGUGUGGGGAGCAGGGACUGCACCGUGGCCAUCGGGCGUCCCCUGAGGGAGGAGAUCUCGGUGACCGUCCUGGAGAGCUCCCUCAACUGCAGUGCAGGUGAGGUCCUGCUGUUUUCUGGGCGAAUGAUGUGGCGGACAGGCUGCAGGAAGCUCCCUCUGUCCCUGAUAAAUUCCAGAACCAACACACUGAUUGUGAAACAGCGUGUUGUGCUGCCAGGAAACGGGGUCAUUCUGCAGUACAACAGCAGAACUGCAACCAAGAAAUAUUACCAAGCCUGUGACCAGCAGCUGUUUGGCCCCCGGGGUGAACUCGUGGCUCCUGUGCAGCUGCCUGGUGAGAGGCAGGAGGGCGUGUGCCGCACCUUUAUCACGGUGGCCCCGCGGCAGCGCAUCUCCAUCCGCGCCCUCAGCACCGACCUGGGCCCCCAGGGCAACCACACACACUUCAACUACAUCCUGGUCCGAGAUGUCAGCACCAUGAAGACAGUGGUGUUCCGUGGGAAGCAGCAAUUCCUGUGGCAGUCGACAGGAAGCCAAGCUGAAAUUGAGUUCCAUGAAAAUGUGAAGGAUCACAGAACCCAUUUCUGGGCUGAAUAUCACGCUAUUGAGCCCAAAUAAAACACUGCCCUGAGAAAGGCCCAGUUAGUCUCUGCUGCCUGCUCACAGCACACAUUUAAUCUUGCAAUUGCUUCCUCAUCUGUUGAGUAAGAACAAUAUCUGCUGACUCCUUUGGGAUCUCAGUCUUGAUAAGAUCAUACAAAAGACAUGUAACCCCCAAAUAUUUAGCAAAUCUUCCUCAUUUGGAUUUUCUGUCUGAUCUGGCUGGCAUUAAUGCAGUUUACAUGUCUGCAGGGGGUGACUUGGGCACUGGAGUGUCAGUGCCCCUGUAAUGUGGUGGGACCUUUUAUAAGAGUAAUUUGAUUUCUUGGUGUUCCAGUAUAAACCUCUGUACACCACCAGCAAUGUUCUAGCCAUUAAAUUCACUCUCUUGCAGUGUAAAUGCCCCUCAAAACUGAGGCACAGUGAAGUUCUGGACUGGAAUAAAGAAGGCAAAGAUGAGGAUAAACUGCCAGCACAGGGAGAUGUGUGGGGUGGGCAGUGCCACCCUAGGACUGGUCACUCAAAGCUUGAAUGUUUGCACAAGUUGGCUGAACUGAGGCACUUCUGCAAGCCCUGGUGACAGCUGGCUUUGUGUGGGAGGGCUAAAUGACAUCCUGAGGUCCCUCCCCAGCCACCCUUUCUGUGGUUCUGCUGUUGGAUAUCUGACAGUGAUGCCACCACUUCUUUUCUGUGAGAAAAUAAAAGAAUUCUGUCUCUUAA